Molecule: messenger RNA, 3096 nt
Organism: Budorcas taxicolor (takin)
Lineage: Eukaryota; Metazoa; Chordata; Mammalia; Artiodactyla; Bovidae
Gene: LNPEP
Product: leucyl and cystinyl aminopeptidase
Exons: 18
Coding region: 16-3096 (1026 amino acids)
Biological process (GO): peptide catabolic process; proteolysis
Cellular component (GO): cytoplasm
Molecular function (GO): metalloaminopeptidase activity; zinc ion binding; peptide binding
Source: RefSeq, a predicted model, not a curated record
GGGGGGCCGCAAAUAAUGGAGCCUUUCACCAAUGAUCGGCUUCAGCUCCCUAGGAAUAUGAUUGAAAACAGCAUGUUUGAGGAAGAACCAGAUGUGGUGGAUUUAGCCAAAGAGCCCUGUUUACAUCCUCUGGAGCCUGAUGAGGUGGAAUACGAGCCCCGGGGUUCACGACUGCUGGUGCGGGGCCUUGGCGAGCAUGAGCUGGAUGAGGACGAAGAGGACUAUGAGUCGUCUGCAAAGCUUCUGGGCAUGUCCUUCAUGAACAGGAGCUCGGGCCUCCGAAACAGCGCGGCCGGCUACCGGCCGAACUCGGAUGGGACUUGCUCAGCGCACUCUGCCAGGACCAUAGGAGUCUGUAUUUUCAUCAUCAUAGUUGCUGUUGCUGUAAUCAUGAUGAUUUACCUCCUGCCCAGGUGUACCUUUACCAAAGAAGGCUGCCAUAAAAAAAACCAACCCAUGGAACCGAUUCAGCCGAUCGCAACAAACGGAAAGUUGUUUCCGUGGGCCCAAAUCAGGCUGCCCACUGCUGUUGCACCAGUGCACUAUGACCUGACCCUCCACCCAAACCUCACCUCGAUGACGUUCAGGGGUUCCGUGACGAUUUCGCUUCAGGCCCUUCAGGCCACGUGGAACAUCGUUCUUCACAGCACAGGCCACAACAUUUCCAGAGUGACCUUUAUGACUGCAGUUUCAAGCCAGGAAAAAGAAGUUGACGUCCUGGAGUACCCACUGCAUGAACAAAUCGCCAUUGUUGCCCCCGAGACCCUGCUUGAAGGGCACAAUUACACCUUGAAGAUCGAGUAUUCGGCAAACAUAUCUAGUUCUUCCUAUGGGUUUUAUGGCAUCUCCUACAGAGACGAAAGUAACGAGAAAAAGUACUUUGCAGCAACUCAGUUUGAACCCUUGGCAGCAAGAUCUGCUUUUCCUUGUUUUGAUGAACCAGCAUUUAAAGCCACAUUUGUCAUCAGGAUCAAAAGAGAUGAGCAAUACACUGCUUUAUCAAAUAUGCCUAAGAAGUCAUCAGUCGUGCUGGAAGACGGACUUGUUCAGGAUGAGUUUUUUGAGAGUGUGAAGAUGAGCACUUACCUGGUUGCUUUCAUUGUGGGGGAGAUGAAGAAUCUGAGUCAGGACGUAAAUGGAACCCUGGUUUCUAUAUAUGCUGUCCCAGAAAAGAUUGGUCAAGUUCACCAUGCCUUGGAAACAACUGUGAAGCUUCUUGACUUUUAUCAAAACUACUUUGAAAUUCAAUACCCGCUAAAGAAAUUGGACUUGGUGGCUAUUCCAGACUUCGAAGCAGGAGCAAUGGAAAACUGGGGUUUGCUCACCUUCCGAGAAGAGACACUUCUGUAUGAUGGUAAUACUUCUUCAGUAGCAGAUAGGAAGCUGGUUACUAAAAUCAUCGCUCACGAGCUGGCCCAUCAGUGGUUUGGUAACCUGGUGACAAUGCAGUGGUGGAAUGAUCUGUGGCUAAAUGAAGGCUUUGCUACAUUCAUGGAGUAUUUCUCUUUGGAAAAAAUAUUCGGAGAGCUCUCCAGUUAUGAAGAUUUCUUAGAUGCUCGAUUUAAAACAAUGAGAAAAGAUGCGUUGAAUUCAUCCCAUCCAAUAUCAUCAUCAUCUGUUCAGUCUUCAGAACAGAUUGAAGAAAUGUUUGAUUCUCUUUCCUACUUUAAGGGAGCUUCCCUCCUGUUGAUGCUGAAAACUUACCUUAGUGAAGAUAUAUUUCAACAUGCCAUUAUCCUUUACCUGCAUAAUCAUAGCUAUACAUCCACUCACAGUGAUGACCUGUGGGAUAGUUUUAAUGAGUCCACAAACAAAACACUAGAUGUGAAGAAAAUGAUGAGAACCUGGACCCUGCAGAAAGGAUUUCCUUUAGUGACUGUUCAGAGAAAAGGAAAGCAAAUUCUGGUACAACAGGAAAGAUUCUCUCUAAAUGUGAAGCCUGAAAUUCAGCCUUCAGAUGCAAGCUCUCUGUGGCACAUUCCACUAUCCUACGUCACGGAUGGAAAAAAUUACUCCAAGCAUCGAUCAGUAUCUUUACUGGACAAGAAAUCAGGUGUCAUCAAUCUCACAGAAGAAGUGCAGUGGAUCAAGGUCAAUACAGACAUGACUGGCUAUUACAUUGUCCAUUACGCAGAUGACAACUGGGAAGCGCUGAUCAAACAGCUGAAAACAAAUCCUUAUGUGCUGAGCGACAAAGAUCGAGCCAACCUCAUCAACAACAUCUUUGAACUUGCAGGCCUGGGCAAGGUGUCUCUUCAGAGAGCUUUCGAUCUGAUUGAUUAUCUUAGAAAUGAGACCUACACUGCACCCAUCUCUGAAGCCCUGUUCCAGACAGAACUCAUCUAUAACCUCCUUGACAAACUCGGGCACAUGGAUCUGGCCUCAAGACUGGUGAACAAGGUAUUUAAAUUGCUUCAAAGCCAAAUCCAACAGCAGACUUGGACUGACGAGGGCACCCCAUCUACUCGAGAGCUCCGGUCGGUCUUGCUGGAUUUUGCUUGCACCCACAGCCUGGAGAACUGCAGCGCUGUUGCCUUGAAGCUCUUCAAUGACUGGAUGGCGUCCAAUGGCACUCAGAGCCUGCCUACGGAUGUCAUGGCGACCGUGUUCAAGGCUGGAGCAAAAACUGAGGGAGGCUGGUCAUUCCUCUUAAGCAAAUACGUCUCUCUAGGCUCUGAAGCAGAGAAGAAUAAAAUACUCGAAGCUCUUGCCAGCUCGGGGGAUGUACGGAAGCUUUACUGGUUAAUGAAAAAGAGCCUCGAUGGAGAUCUCAUCCGAACACAGAAGCUGUCGUUUAUCAUUAGAACGGUGGCCCGGCAUUUUCCCGGACACUUACUGGCAUGGGAUUUUGUCAAAGAGAACUGGAGUAAGCUUGUACAGAAGUUCCAUCUGGGGUCCUAUACCAUACAAAGUAUCGUUGCUGGAUCAACUCACCUGUUUUCAACAAAGGCACAUUUAUCUGAGGUCCAGGCAUUCUUUGAAAAUCAGUCAGAGGCCACCUUUCAACUUCGCUGUGUCCAGGAGGCUUUGGAAGUCAUUCAGCUGAACAUGCAGUGGGUGGAGAAGAAUCUUAAAACCCUGACAUAUUGGCUGUAG